Messenger RNA from Phaeodactylum tricornutum CCAP 1055/1, 1185 nucleotides. RefSeq lists its product with no specific name. Bases 1 to 1185 code for a protein of 394 amino acids. The record is from RefSeq and is a predicted model, not a curated record. The transcript has a single exon. Lineage: Eukaryota; Bacillariophyta; Bacillariophyceae; Surirellales; Neidiaceae.
AUGUCUGUGCUGCAGCCGAGUAUUAAGCAAGAACACAUGCAAGUUCCAAUCUCAAAACCGGAACCAAUCACUAUCGAUAACCAGAAUUUCCGUUUCCCAUUCACUGUCAAUGUAAAAUACGGAAGAGAAACAGCGGGGUGGAAGUAUCGAGUCUCGACAUACACAGCCACAAAUCACUGCUUUGAUCCUACAAUCAACUCUCUUUUCGAGAGUAUAUCAUCCUUGCUGACUGUGAGCUCCUCUGCAAUUAUGAGUUCUCAGGUAACAAGCCGCCCUUUAGCUACCCUGGAAUCGUUUAAAAGAAAUAACGAUGUGCCACGCGCUACUCCAGUUCCGGCUCCUGACCGUGACGGCUGCAGGCAUCGACAUGUAGUCCGGCCGAUUCCAACACAUCCUUUACAAGGUGUUCACCCGAUUCCUUCUGUAUUUGGCUAUAUCGUACCAGUUGAAUCAGUUGCGCUGCAAAGGAAUUCAGAGUUACAUCAAGUUUCUCAUGGUUUCUCAUCGGACAAGGUUUCCGCGUUGAUGACGGGUGCAGUUUUUAGGAGUAACGGACGGACGGUUGAGAUUCCUGUUCAACGAGACGUUGAGGAUGCUAGAUUCCCCGGGAAUGACGCGGUUUUAAGAGAUUCGUUAUUUGUGGAGAGAAUUAGAGAUUCAGCGAAUCCUAUGGUCGCGGAGCCCACGGCCACGAAAGACGUCCGUUCCAAAGUCUUCACAAAAACUCGAGUACCGUCGAACGCAAAUGACCCUUACUUUUUGACAUCCAUAAACUUGAACCGAACCUCCAACAUGAUGCUUCGCGACCGCCACCAAGCUCGAGCCGAAGAGAUUCUUAAAGAGCAAUCCAUGGGGCGCUCCAGGACCCGCUCAAUUGCUAUCAAGCGUACUCCACAGCAAGCGCGGAAGCGUGAAGAGCCCGACGAUAUUUCCGAAGGCUCCAAUAUGUACGACUGGGCCACUUGGCGAAUGUAUAACCGCAUAGUGGACCAUCGUCGAAAGAAUUCCGUACGAUCAUAUAACUACUACGACGACAGCACUGAAGCAUCAACGGAGACGCAACAAUCGUAUCCUCAUUUCCGAGCAAUGAGUACAAUGGUUAAUGCCGCCGAUUACGAACAUUCUUUUCCUUUGGAUCAACCUGAGUACCUACUGGAGGGCGAAGUCUUCGACCUGGACCUCUGA